Molecule: messenger RNA, 2855 nt
Organism: Suricata suricatta (meerkat)
Lineage: Eukaryota; Metazoa; Chordata; Mammalia; Carnivora; Herpestidae
Gene: BMAL2
Product: aryl hydrocarbon receptor nuclear translocator like 2
Exons: 17
Coding region: 81-1994 (637 amino acids)
Biological process (GO): regulation of transcription by RNA polymerase II
Cellular component (GO): cytoplasm; aryl hydrocarbon receptor complex; nucleus
Molecular function (GO): DNA-binding transcription factor activity, RNA polymerase II-specific; protein dimerization activity; RNA polymerase II cis-regulatory region sequence-specific DNA binding
Source: RefSeq, a predicted model, not a curated record
CCUGGGCAGGCGCAGGGCAGGCCCCGAGCUCUCCAUGCCGCUAGCCCCGCGGCUGCGGAGCCGACCGGUUGGCUCCUGCGAUGGCGGCGGAAGGGGAGGCUGCGAUGAGAGAUAGAAUACUGAUGGGCGAGAACCAGUGCUUUGUUCCCAUGGUUUCCAGUCAUAUGCGCCCAUGGACAAACCCAGCAGUUAUUGGAUCCCUCAGCCCACAUGUGACAGAGUUCCCAAGAAAACGAAAAGGAAGUGAUUCUGACCCAUCCCCGUCAGGAUUCAUGACAGAAAAAGUGGUGGAAAAGCUUUCUCAGAAUCCUUUUACCUAUCUUCUUUCGACAAAGAUAGAAAUAUCAGCAACCAGUGGCAGCAGAAAGGAAGAUGGUGAACAACACGUACAAAUGAAGUCCUUCAGAGAAGCUCACAGUCAAACUGAAAAGCGGAGGAGAGAUAAAAUGAAUACCCUGAUUGAGGAGCUGUCUGCAAUGAUUCCCCAGUGCAAGCCCAUGGCACGUAGACUGGACAAACUUACGGUUUUAAGAAUGGCUGUCCAACACUUGAGAUCUUUAAAAGGUAGCACAAGUUCUUAUGCAGGAGAUAAUUACAGACCUUCAUUUAUUCAGGAUAAUGAGCUCAGACACUUAAUCCUUAAGACUGCAGAAGGCUUCCUAUUUGUGGUUGGAUGUGAAAGAGGAAAAAUUCUCUUCGUUUCUAAAUCAGUCUCCAAAAUUCUUAAUUAUGAUCAGGCUAGCUUGACUGGACAAAGCUUAUUUGACUUCUUACAUCCAAAAGAUGUUGCCAAAGUAAAGGAGCAACUUUCUUCUUCUGAUAUUUCACCAAGGGAUAAGCUGAUUGAUGCUAAAAGUUUUCAAGUUCACGGUAAUUUCCACAGUGGAAGGACUCACGUGUUUUCUGGCUCAAGACGGUCCUUUUUUUGUCGGAUAAAGAGUUGUAAAAUCUCUGUCAAAGAAGAGCAUGAAUGCUUAUCCACCUCAAAGAAAAAAGAUCAUAGAAAAUUCUGUACUAUCCACUGCACUGGUUACUUGAGAAGCUGGCCUCCAAAUAUUGUUGGAAUGGAAGAAGAAAAGGACAGUAAGAAAGACAGUAGUAAUUUUACCUGCCUUGUUGCCAUUGGAAGAUUGCAUCCAUAUGUUGUCCCACAGAACAAUGGAGAGAUUAAAGUGAAACCAACUGAAUUUAUAACCCGGUUUGCAAUGAAUGGGAAAUUUGUUUAUGUAGACCAAAGGGCUACAGCAAUUUUAGGAUACCUGCCUCAGGAACUUUUGGGAACUUCUUGUUAUGAAUAUUUUCAUCAAGAUGACCACAGUAAUUUGACUGACAAGCAUAAAGCAGUUCUACAGAGUAAGGAGAAAAUCUUUACAGAUUCCUACAAGUUCAGAAAGAAAGAUGGCUCUUUUGUAACUUUAAAAAGCCAGUGGUUUAGUUUCACAAAUCCUUGGACCAAAGAACUGGAAUAUAUUGUGUCUGUCAACAAUUUAGUUUUGAGACAUAGUGAGAUUAGAGAAGCAUCGUUACUUCCUUGCAGCUCUCAAUCAUCACAAGAAUCUUCUAAACCAUCUUAUAUUAGUGUACCCGGAAUGUCAACUGGAAAAGUACUUGGCGCUGGUAGUAUUGGAACAGAUAUUGUAAAUGAAGUCCUGGACUUACAAAGGUUACAGUCUCCUUCCUCCCUUGAGGACUCAAGGCCAGAAGAUUUAAUGAAAGAUUCUCACGCUAUAAACUGCAAGAAAUUAAGUAUGAUGUCAAAUAAGUUGAUUCCAGGAAAUGCUUCUGAAAUAAGGGAGCCAGAGGCUACAAGGCAAAGCCAGAGUGCUGUUCCUCUCCAUAGUCACGAGCCACUUCUUGGCGAAGGUGCCCAGCUGGAUUUUGAUGCCCUGUGUGACAAUGACGACACAGCCAUGGCUGCCUUCAUGAAUUACUUUGAAGCAGAAGGGGGCCUGGGAGACCCUGGGGACUUUAGUGAUAUCCACUGGACACUCUAGCAUUUGAUUUUUUAACUCUAAAAAUUAGGAAUGUGAUAAAGCAUUUCACUUACAAAAAAAACCCUGAAUAAUCAUCUACUCUGUAUUGAUACUGUUCUUAUCUUUUCUUCCUAUUAAUGGUCUACCAGUUUUUAUAGAUUUGCACUUUUCACAGCAGUAUGGGGAAAUGUGAGGUUUCCCUUCACAAAGAAUGGCGCAGCGUUUCCCUAGACCCCUUGACUCCGUGAAAUGGCCUAAAACCCACUCAUUGCUGUAUUUUUGCUAAAAUAUUUCUAACCAAGAAUAUCACAUACAUCUUGUUUUUUUUAUCUUUUUGAUGCAACUUUUAAGUUUGGGGAAUUUAAUAUAUUGUGUCUAAGAUUCAUUUAUAGUUGAUUUAUAAUAGCAGAUUUAUGUAAAUUAGAACAUCUCCAUUUCUUGUAUAUUUUCUUAGUUGAGAAUAGGGCUUAAACAUUUUAAGAAAACUGAGCACUUGAACAUUUAAGAGGUGAUAUCAUUGGUAGUCAUAAUGAAUAUGGUAUUCAGUCGUUGUAGACUUGGAUACAGGAUAGUUAUGCUUACUUAGUUAAGCACUUGCAAUAGACAUUAAAUGAGAUGAUUUAUUUAAAACUCAGGGGAAAAAAGCUGGGAGAGUUUCAGCUUUGCUUAUAGAAGACCUUAGACCUACAUCUUGGUAAUUAACCUUUGCAUGUAAGAAUUACUGUUAAUAUAACCAAUCAAGAUUUUCAUUACAUAUAAAGCCAGUUUUUGAUGCAGAAAAUGUGCUUAGUGAAGGAUUAGCCAUGGAGGGAAAAACAAGCCCAGGCAGGAUAAGUGUCUUGUGUCAAGUCGCAAUUAAAUUCAUAUUUUUGAAAUGUUUAA